Molecule: messenger RNA, 2247 nt
Organism: Rhodotorula toruloides NP11
Lineage: Eukaryota; Fungi; Basidiomycota; Microbotryomycetes; Sporidiobolales; Sporidiobolaceae
Product: GDP-fucose protein O-fucosyltransferase family protein
Exons: 5
Coding region: 1-2247 (748 amino acids)
Source: RefSeq, a predicted model, not a curated record
AUGCCGGCCACACCAUUACGCCUCGUCACGCCUUCACCCCGAACCUCCUCCUCAUCGCCCAUCUACCCUCCCUCGUUCCUCACCGCCUCACCGCCGCAUUCGCCGACGUAUGCAGCCUUUGGAGGAGUCAACGAGCCUCUCUUACCGCGCUCGCACUCCCCUGGAUCGGGAGGAAGUCGACCUAGCACCCCUUCGCGACGGACCUCCUCUCCCGCUCCUCUCUCGCCCUCGUCACCCUCUUCUUCACCUUUCGGCCCGUUCUCAGCUCGAGCACCGCCAAAAGCUGCGCGGCUUGGAUCGUCGGGACGGAAAUGGGUUGCGGUGGGAGCGCUUGUCCUUAUGGUGGUGGUUGCGAGUUGGGGAGCUUCGAACCCUUCUUCUGCGGCGGGUGAUGCGGAAGUCGCGGCUGAGAAGGAGAGUUGGUACAGCGGAUUUGGAGAUGUCACGAACUGGGCGUGGAGAGCGGGAAAGGCGGAUGUUGAGGCUGUAGAGGAGGGGUCGGCGCGGGAAGAGGUCGGCGCGAGCGAGGGAGACGUGCGAUUACCGCUCACAGACGGAGGCGACGGUGAUGAGGAGAAGCUAGAAGCGGUGUUCACGGACCAGGCGCCGGAAGAUGCGCCUGCGGAGGGAGACUUGCGGGUUGAGGAGGCUGCGCAGGCGAGCGAAGCGGCGCCGGUCGCCGAGGAGGAGCUCUCGUCCGUUUCGCCAGCGGAGCCCGUACUCAACGUCCACCCUGUCCCUCGACCACUUCCGCAAGACCCGGAAGUCUCGCGCUCGAUGCGCUUCCUCUCGUUCGAGAACCACUCGGGCUUCCACAACCAACGCAAGUCGCUCGUCAACGCCCUCGCGCUCGCCCAGCUCCUCAACCGCACGCUCCUCCUCCCUCCCGCCCGACUAGGCGCCGCGAUCCCCUGGGAACCCGAUCCGAAAGUUCGCGUCGCCGUCUCGGAGGAAUGCAAGGCGGGCGUGACGACUCGCCCGUUCGCGAGCAGUCCGAACUCAGGCAAGAUUUCGACAGGCGAGGAGUGCGAUGAUCCGGCUCAUUGGACCUACGUCGGCUGGGACUACCUUGUCACGCCUUCUCUCCUCGCAAACCGCUCCCUCGUCGACCGAUGGAACGCCUCGCACUCGCUGUUCACCCUCCCCACCUCUCUCGGCGGCCUCGACCUCUCUCCCUCCGAAAUCCAGCGCUUCCCCGACCCCACUCGCCGCUCGUACCAAAUCCUCGACUCCCCCUCAACACCGCUAGACAAAGGACUCUUCACCUCCCGCCUCGAGUUGUCCGACUUGCGCGCCUCCCCCGCUCGAUUACUCCAAUUCGGGAGCUUGUUUAGCGGCGCGAGGUUGAAGUUUGUGCAGGAGGAGAAUAGGAGAGUGGUACAGGAUGUUGCGGACUUGGUGGUGUUGCAGAAUGAUGGGCUUGAUGGGAUCAGCGGGAAGGUCAGGGAGUUGUUGGGGACGUACGUUGCAGCGCACGCGCGAGUGGGAGAUGGGAACUUUAAGCGCGACGCGAUCAAGAACAUGCAACGCGUCUUCCGCAAACUCGUCCACGACGUAUUCGGGCUCAAGAACGCGCAGAUCGACGUCUUGCUUGCUGAGGCGGCGGCAUCAGCGGGGCAUGCGAGUCAGGCGAAGGGGAAGGGCGGGGCGAAGGUCGCGCGGGCGUUUGGGCAGGAGGAGCGGGAUAGGCAGGAAUGGGACGACAAGGACGAUGAGGAGGAGCUUGCGAUCAAUGAGGACGAGUCUCUCGAGAUGCCUUCGUCCGUCUUCCGGCGCACGACCGCCCUCUCCCGCCGUGCAGUCCACACCGCCCCACCCUCCCGCGCUCUCUCUCCGCCCCUCACCUGCCGUUCACCGCUGCACGACCCCCUCCUCGCGCCGCACCUCGCACCCCUCAACACACCCCUCUACAUCGCGACCGACUCUCGCUCUCCCGCGACCGACGCAGCUCUCCGUCCUUUCAUGCGAUGGUUCCCCUGCGUCUUCUUUCUGAGUGACUUUGUCGAGUUGGUGGAGGAGUUGGGGGAGUUGGUGAGCGCUAAGAACGGAGAGGGAGGAGGAGGGAAGUGGGUGAGCGAGUGGGAUGGACAGCCUCUGGCGCGGUACCUCUUUCCUUUUCUCGAAGCCGAGAUCGCGGCGCGAGCGACGGAGGUUGUGGGUACCCCGACUUCGACAUUCAGCGGGUACACGGUGGGCACGUUGCACGGGAGUUAUGUCGAGCAGGGGAUGGCUGCUACGUGGGAGUGA